AUGGGAAUCGUAGAACAAACACGUUUAGCACCGGAAUUUGUUGUUGACAUCGAAAAAUAUUACAAAUAUCAGGAAGAUGUGGACAAGUUGGUUGAUCGAUUAGAAGUUGUCCUACAAAAUAAUGAAACAAUUUUACGGCAUGGAAAUGUUGAAUGUGGUGAGGCAGCAGAUCCAUAUGAAGUAUUCGCCCAAAAUAUUAACUUUUUCCGACAAUUUCACAUGGAAAGUGUUCAGGCUCCCUUAGUUGAAGCUGAAGCAGUUGUCAAACGUUUAGCAAUAAUGAAUCGUGAAAUGCAAGCUAAAGGUCGUCGAUCAAUUCGUAAAAUGCGACGAUUCGUAACACAAGAAAAAUUAGCAAUGAUUGAAGCGCAAAAGAAAUUAAUGCAAGCACGCGAUACAAUGGAUGCAGCUAGACAUGCUCUUAAACAAACACGAACCACGGAAAUGGUCGAAGAAAAAGGGAAAUUCUAUGAGCGUAUGGUAAGCGAAUUCGAUCAACAAGCUGCUCGAGUUGCAGCAUUUCCAGAACAUUUGCCCACUGAUAAGGAGGAACAUCAGAAGGAACUAUUUGAUGUGCGUUUUAUCCAUGUGUAG
This is a messenger RNA of Loa loa (African eye worm), 594 nucleotides long. RefSeq lists its product as hypothetical. The transcript is spliced from 5 exons. NCBI's taxonomy places the organism in Eukaryota, Metazoa, Nematoda, Chromadorea, Rhabditida, Onchocercidae. Gene Ontology annotation, cellular component: cytoplasm. The record is from RefSeq and is a predicted model, not a curated record. The coding region runs from base 1 to 594 and encodes 197 amino acids. Gene Ontology annotation, molecular function: protein binding.